Eruca vesicaria subsp. sativa (arugula) is the source of this 7751-nucleotide messenger RNA. NCBI's taxonomy places the organism in Eukaryota, Viridiplantae, Streptophyta, Magnoliopsida, Brassicales, Brassicaceae. The record is from the annotation of a GenBank genome assembly.
CUGCGAGCGAUAAACAUCUUUCUUUCUUUCUUUCGAUUCCCCCCUCCGUUCGGGAAAGAUUUUGAUUUCUUCUUCUUCUCUUCUGAGAGGGGAUCUCUAUCUAUUGGAUUCUAUGAUUAAAAUAAUUUGGGAUUAUGCUUGCUGAUCGUUAAGACUCAUGGCGAGUUUUCUGGUCGGCUUCUUGUUGCCUUGGCUACUUCUCGCAGCCUCACUUAUUAACUGGAGUCUCAUUUCCUUUGUUGAUUUGAUUGCCUUUCUCCUCCUUCACUAUGUUUCUCCUGAUAUUGGAUACCGGAGGCUUCAUUGGCUGUUAUGGCCCCUUUUCUUCUUUUCAUCUGUAAUCUUUGUUGCACAAGUGGUGUACCUUGUCAUUUGGGAUGCUCUAGGCCAAGACUGGGACACUUCACUUACUGCCUGGAUGCGUAUUACUGGCUUUAUGAUAUUCAAGUCUUGGACAAACCCCACUGUUCUGUAUUUCUUGGCUUUACAACUACUAACUUCGCUAGUUUCUUUAGCUGGCAUAUACCGUACUAGAUUCGGCUUGGUUCGAUUGCGUGACACAUGUUGGUCUCACUUUUCACAAGUUUUUGAACACCUAGGAAGUCAUCUUAGGGUUGCCUCCUGCUUGUUGUUACCAGCAGUUCAAUUGGCAGUGGGAAUUUGCAAUCCGUCAUGGGUUUCCUUACCAUUUUUUAUUGGUAGCUGUGCUGGUCUUGUGGACUGGUCCUUGACAAGCAACGUUUCAGGACUUUUCAGGUGGUGGAGAGUUCUUUACAUCUACUCAGGAUUCAACAUCGUCCUGCUUUACCUCUAUCAGUUGCCAAUAAACUUUUCUGAUAUGAUUCGAUGGAUAGCAAGCUUUAUCGGUCUAUUCAGAAUCUCUGCGGAAACUGAAGGCCCUGAUAUUUGUUCUGGUCUUUUCCUUUUGCUAUUCUUCAUCAUGCUUUCCUAUGUAAGGUCAGACCUCGAGGAUAUGGACUUUAUCAUGUCCACGACUGAUAAUAACUUGGCAGAGCGUCUUCUUCCUCCAAAAUAUUCGUUUUUUAUUCGAGAGUCAAGGGCAGGUGUAAGGCACACCAAUGUUCUGCUGAGGGGAGCUGUGUUUAAGACGUUCAGUAUCAAUUUCUUCACAUACGGUUUUCCGGUCUCUCUGUUUGCUCUUUCGUUCUGGAGUUUUCAUUUUGCGAGCUUGUGUGCGUUUGGCCUCCUUGCAUAUGUUGGUUACAUUAUCUAUGCUUUCCCGUCCUUGUUCCGCUUGCACAGAUUAAAUGGCCUUCUUCUUGUAUUUAUACUCUUAUGGGCUGUCAGUACGUACAUAUUCAAUGUGGCAUUUUCCUUUUUGAACACUAAGGUUGGAAAGGACAUGAAAAUUUGGGAGAUGGUCGGCCUUUGGCAUUACACUAUACCUGGAUUCUUUUUGCUUGCACAAUUUGGUUUGGGAAUGUUGGUUGCAUUGGGUAAUCUUGUGAACAACUCUGUUUUUCUCUACCUGUCUGAAGAGAGCUCCAGAUCUUCCAAUGAUAGAUCUUAUGCUGAAGCUGAUGAAGAAACAAAGGUGUUGGUUGUCGCCACCAUUGCUUGGGGAUUGCGGAAAUGUUCACGGGCUAUUAUGCUCGCACUGAUUUUCCUCAUUGCCAUGAAACCUGGGUUUGUCCAUGCAGUCUAUGUGAUAUUCUUCCUUAUUUAUCUGUUGAGCCACAACAUCAACAGAAAGAUACGCAAGUCAUUGAUUCUUCUAUGCGAAGUUCAUUUUGCACUUCUCUACAUUCUUGAAAUCGAUCUUGUGUCGAACUCUUUAAAGCGCCAAGGCUCUGUGAGCAGAGAAGUUCUGUUUCAGUUAGGUCUCCUUAGGUCUGAAAGCUCUUGGGACUUCUUGGAGAUAGCCUUGCUUGCUUGCUUCUGUGCUAUCCAUAAUCAUGGUUUUGAGGUGCUAUUUUCCUUCUCAGCAAUUGUACGACAUACACCAAGCCCUCCAGUUGGAUUUAGCAUAUUGAAAGCUGGUCUCAACAAAUCAGUUCUCUUGUCCGUCUACUCAUCUCCAUCUUCAAGUUAUUGCCAGGAUAAUACAACUUAUGAGAGACAUAUUGCUUCAUUUCUGAGUGCGAUUGGGCAAAAGUUUCUGUCUAUGUACCGAUCAUGUGGAACAUACAUUGCUUUCAUCACUAUUCUCAUAAGUGUAUACCUGGUGAAGCCCAAUUAUGUAUCGUUUGGAUACAUUUUCCUUCUCUUGCUCUGGGUUACUGGAAGACAACUGUUUGAGGAAACUAAGAGACGCUUGUGGUUCCCUUUGAAAGCAUAUGCUUUUUUGGUGUUUAUGUUUAUCUACUGCUUAAGUAGCUUUGUCAGCUUGCAGCUUUGGUUAUCUGGGUAUAUUGAUCUCUACUUUUAUUUGGGUUACAACUCCAGAGCACCAUUGCUAGAUAAUGUUUGGGAAUCUCUCGCUGUCUUGGUCGUGAUGCAACUUUACAGCUACGAAAGGAGGCAAAGUGGACGUUACAUUCCUGGUCAAUCCAGUUUGCUUCAUCCUGGAGUUUUUGGUUUUGUUGAGAGAUUUUUGGUAUGGCAUGGUCAGAAGAUCUUGUUUGCGGCAUUGUUUUAUGCAUCAUUGUCUCCAAUCAGUGUGUUUGGAUUUGUAUAUCUCCUUGGCCUUAUCAUCUGCACAACCUUCCCAAAGUCUUCUUCAGUACCAUCCAAAUCAUUUUUGAUCUAUACUGGAUUUCUCGUGUCUGCUGAGUAUCUUUUCCAACUGUGGGGCAUGCAAGCUCAGAUGUUCCCUGGGCAAAGAUAUGCUGAGUUGUCAUUCUACCUGGGCCUUCGAGUAUAUGAACCUGGAUUUUGGGGUAUAGAAUCAGGUCUACGCGGAAAAGUGCUGGUUGUUGCUGCCUGCACUCUGCAAUACAAUGUAUUUCGUUGGCUAGAAAGGACACCUGGUUUAACUAUUAUCAAAGGAAAAUACGACGAACCUUGCCCCCUAUUUGUGUCUGCAGAAGACGCCACUGCAAAUGUUUCCAGUUCUAAUGGUGAAAACCCAUCGUCAACAGAUCAUUCUUCUUUAUCAAUGAAACAAGGCGAGGCUACUAGUAACUCAUGGCCUUUCUUCUCUCCCCGUAAUAAUCAGACAGCUGGUUUUUUGCAUCCCAAGAGUGGAGGCAGUGAGAGUGGCAGUAGUAGGAGAUUUUCAUUUGGUCAUUUCUGGGGAAGCAUCAAAGAGAGUCACAGGUGGAAUAGGAGGAGGAUUCUGGCAUUGAAGAAGGAGAGGUUUGAAACGCAGAAGAAUCUGUUGAAAAUUUACUUGAAAUUUUGGAUUGAGAAUAUGUUUAACCUCUAUGGCCUUGAGAUAAACAUGAUUGCGCUGCUUCUUGCAAGUUUUGCUUUGUUGAAUGCCAUCUCCUUGGUAUAUAUUGCGCUGCUUGCUGCAUGUGUCCUCUUGAGAAGACGCCUAAUUCAGAAACUAUGGCCUGUGGUUGUUUUUCUGUUUGCAUCAAUACUCUCAGUUGAGUACGUUGCCACUUGGAAUAACUCAUUGCCUUUCGAUCAGGCUCCAAGUGAAACUAGUGUGCAUUGCCAUGAUUGCUGGAGUAUUGCAGUUCUCAACUUUAAAUUUUGCCGGGACUGUUGGCUUGGAGUGAGAGUCGACGAUCCCCGGACGCUUAUUAGCUAUUUCGCGGUGUUCAUGUUUGCAUGUUUCAAACUUCGGUCUGAUCACAUAUCCAGUUUCUCUCAGUCAUCAACAUAUCAUCAGAUGAAGUCUCAAAGAAAGAACUCAUUUGUCUGGCGAGAUCUCUCCUUCGAAACAAAGGGCAUGUGGACCGUGCUUGAUUACCUGAGGCUUUAUUGUUACGUUCAUCUGCUGGAUGUUGUGCUUAUUCUGAUCCUAAUCACAGGAACUCUCGAGUAUGACAUUCUACACCUGGGUUACCUUGCAUUCGCUCUUGUUUUUGCCCGGAUGCGACUUGAAAUCCUGAAGAAGAAGAACAAAAUAUUCAGGUUCUUGCGAGUCUACAAUUUUGUGCUCAUUAUCUUUUCUCUCGCAUAUCAGUCUCCAUUUGUGGGAAACUUCAAUGAUGGAAAGUGUGAAACGGUUGAUUAUAUUUACGAGGUGAUUGGAUUUUACAAGUAUGACUAUGGGUUUCGAAUCACUGCAAGAUCUGCUCUUGUUGAGAUAAUCAUAUUUAUGCUAGUAUCUCUUCAGUCCUACAUGUUUUCCUCCCAGGAGUUUGAUUAUGUCUCGCGGUAUCUUGAAGCGGAGCAAAUUGGUGCUAUUGUGCGGGAGCAAGAAAAGAAAGCAGCUCGGAAGACCGAGCAACUGCAACAGAUUCGUGAGGCUGUAGAAAAAAAACGGCAGCGAAAUUUGCAGGUGGAAAAGAUGAAGUCUGAAAUGCUGAACCUGCGGGUACAGCUUCACAGAAUGAGUUCUGAUUCUAAUUUUGGAUUUACUUCUCCGCGCACUGAAGGUCUAAGAAGGAGGACUCCGUACUUGAUACCAGAUAGUGGUGCAGCCAGUCCUGAGAUUGACGGAGUAGUCCACAGGAAAGAAGAGCAGCCUGUUGUCGAGGAUCCGCAGUAUCCGUUUGAAGCUCAUGAGCUUCCUAUAAGUGCCACUCCAGAAGCACCAGACUCUCCGGAGUGUUCAUUUGGAGCAUCUCCUUGUGAAAUCACUGAAGUUCAGCAGGAUCUUGAUGUCAUGCCUAUGGAACAUGAAAGAAAGGGAAAGACAGAGGGAAAAGAUAAUCCUUUGAUUUCUGCUGUGCAACUCAUCGGUGAUGGUGUUUCCCAAGUACAAUUUAUUGGAAAUCAGGCAGUAAAUAACCUUGUGAAUUUCUUAAACAUCUCGCCGGAAAAUUCAGAUACAAAUGAGCAGUCCUCUGUAGAUGAUGAGGUGUAUGAUGAAAUGGAAAGUCAGAAAAGAAUACCCAAACCUUUUGAACGGUCAACAUCUCUACAAUCAGACAGAAGUAGUGAUGGCGCUAGCUUUCAGAUAGGAAGGAUCCUUCGUCAUAUAUGGUCUAGGAUGCAGUCCAACAAUGAUAUUGUUUGCUAUUGCUGCUUCAUUAUUGCGUUUCUGUGGAACUUCAGUCUUCUUUCCAUGGUCUAUCUAGCAGCGUUGUUCCUAUAUGCCCUCUGCGUUCACACAGGCCCUACUCACAUCUUCUGGGUCCUCAUGCUAAUGUACACAGAAAUCUAUAUCCUCCUCCAGUAUUUAUACCAGAUUAUAAUCCAGCACUGUGGGUUGAGCAUUGAUGCCCCUCUUCUUCAUGAACUGGGAUUUCCAACACAAAGAAUCAAAUCAUCGUUUGUUGUCAGCUCGUUGCCUCUCUUCCUUAUUUACAUAUUCACUCUCAUACAGAGCACCAUAACAGUGAAAGAUAGUGAUUGGGUUCCUUCUGGCGAUUUUAAUUCGCGCCGGAAUGCUCGUGGGAGCCAGAAGGACCUUACAAGAAGUAGCUGGAGCCAUAGAAUCUUGGAUGUGUACAAGAAACUGAGAGAUGGUACGAAAUUGGUGAUGAGAGGCAUCUGCCGGUACUGGAUCUCGCUGACACGUGGAGCAGAAUCCCCUCCUUACUUUGUUCAGGUGACAAUGGAUGUUCACAUGUGGCCUGAAGAUGGAAUUCAGCCUGAAAGAGUUGAAUGCCGAAUGAAUCAGUUGCUUAGGCUUGUUCACAAUGAGAGAUGCGAGAAGGAAAACCCUGAUCUUUGUCCUUACUCAAGCAGGGUCCACGUACAAAGUAUAGAGAGAAGUACAGAGACCCCAAACGAGGCCCUGGUUGUCCUCGAGGUUGAGUAUGCUUCUCCCACGAAUGGGUGUUGUUCAGCAGAAUGGUACAGAUCACUUACCCCGGCCUCAGAUGUGGCGAAAGAAAUUCGCAAAGCUCAACAUAGUGGACUUGUUGAAGGAACUGGGUUUCCGUACCCUAUUCUCUCUGUGAUUGGCGGAGGAAAGAGAGAAACAGACCUCUAUGCUUACAUAUUUGGUGCUGAUUUGUUGGCCUUCUUUCUGGUUGCCAUUUUCUACCAAUCAGUCAUUAAAAAUAAAAGCGAAUUCAUCGAUGUAUAUCAGCUAGAGGACCAGUUCCCAGUUGACUUUGUCUUUAUUCUAAUGGUUAUCUUCUUUCUGAUUGUUGUUGAUCGUGUCAUCUAUCUUUGCUCAUUUGCGACUGGAAAAGUGGUAUACUACCUCUUCAGUCUUAUUCUCUUCACAUAUGCAGUGACAGAGUAUGCUUGGAGCAUAUAUCCUACGCAGCAACACGCUGCUGGCUUGGCUCUCAGAUUCAUAUUUCUUGCCAAAGCAAUGUCCCUGGCUCUCCAGGCCAUACAAAUCCGCUAUGGAUUACCUCAUAAGAGCACCCUAUACCGGCAGUUUCUGACAAGUGAAGUUUCAAGGAUCAAUUACUAUGGCUACAGACUUUACCGUGCUCUUCCUUUCCUGUAUGAACUGAGAUGUGUACUUGACUGGUCCUGCACAGCUACCUCACUGACAAUGUAUGACUGGCUCAAGUUGGAAGAUGUAAAUGCGAGUUUGUACCUUGUCAAAUGCGAUACAGUUUUAAAUCGAGCUACACACAAACAUGGGGAGAGACAAACAAAAAUGACUAAAUGCUGCAACGGGAUAUGUCUCUUCUUCAUCUUGUUAUGCGUUAUAUGGGCUCCUAUGCUGAUGUAUAGCAGUGGUAACCCAACAAACAUUGCCAACCCGAUAAAAGAUGCGAGCGUUCAAAUUGAUAUAAAAACAGUUGGUGGGAAGCUUACUUUGUUUCAGACAACCCUGUGCAAAAAAAUCUCAGGGGAGAACAUUGAUCUUGGGCUAGAUCUAGGGUCCCAAAGCUUCUUGCCAACGUACAACAAAAAUGACAUCCAGCUGAUAUGCUGCCAAGCUGAUGCAAGUGUUCUAUGGCUUGUCCCUGGCACAGUUGUGACCAGAUUCGUUCAAUCCCUGGACUGGGACACGGAUAUGGACAUCACCUUUUCUUGGGUUCUUAACAGAGACCGACCAAAAGGCAAGGAGACUGUCAGGUAUGAAAGAAGUGUGGACCCUCAGGACCUUCCAAAACGCUCUGAUGUGCAAAUGGUCCUCAAUGGCUCGAUGGAUGGAUUUAGAGUGCAGAACUUAUACCCAAAGUUUUUCCGUGUUACUGGCUCUGGUGAUGUCAGGUCUUUUGAGGACCAGAAGGAUGAAGUGAGUGCAGACAUAGUGAUGAACCAUGCAGAUUCCAAGUGGUGGUGGUCAUUCCAUAACCUUAAAGCGUCUGAAAAUAUCAGCGCAUGCGAAGGUAUGGAUGGACCAGUCGCUAUCAUAAUGUCUGAGGAAACACCUCCACAGGGGUUUCUUGGUGACACGCUCAGCAAAUUCAGUAUAUGGGGGCUCUAUAUAACAUUUGUACUAGCAGUGGGGCGUUUUAUCAGGCUUCAAUGCUCUGACCUGCGUAUGAGAAUACCUUACGAGAACCUGCCUUCGUGUGACAGAUUAAUAGCAAUAUGUGAGGACUUAUACGCGGCAAGAGCGGAGGGUGAGCUUGGAGUAGAAGAAGUUCUAUACUGGACGCUUGUGAAGAUCUAUAGAUCCCCACACAUGCUGCUUGAGUAUACAAAGCUAGACUAUGAUGCUUAGGUCCGACAACACUUUUGUUAUAUUUGUACAUACUGAGUGAUUUUAUUAUAUAUAUAGUAUAGUUUGAUUUCGUAUUUAUAGAACAGAAGUGAUUCAUGUAGUUAUGACAUAAAUGAGAAGAUGAAGAAAGCGUCAUUUCACCCUG